AUGUAUAACUCUGGGGAUGAGUAUUCUAAUUUAGAUUUUUUGAAUUUUCUCCCCGAGACUGUUGCUGAGGAUGAGGAUGCUGAUUCCCUUGGUAUUACGCAGCCGUAUAACUGUUCUGUUGACCCCUCUUACUGUGACGGUGGUCAAUCUUAUGGCGGUGGUGACCUUGCUUUGUACAAUGCUGCUGAAUGUGUAGCUAGUGGUUCAUUGUAUAACAAUUUAUCUCGUUAUUCUCGUUAUCUUGACCUACGUUUACAGGUUCCUUUUUGCGGUACUCCUGUAAUUCAGAACAUUGUUGCAUCUGUUCAUUUAGGUCGUGAGAUCGAUUUACGUGAGAUUGCGAUAUCUACUCGUAAUGCUGAGUAUAAUCCUCGUAAGUUCAAUGCUUUGAUCUUACGUCUUCAAAAUCCUCGUUGUACGGGUUUGAUAUUUCGUACUGGUCGUUUGAUUGUAACUGGUUCUAAGACGGUGGAAUCUGCUGUUUUAGGUGCUAAGCGUAUGGCUAAGAUGAUCCGUCGUGAGCUUGGUGUUGCUGUAGAGUUUAAAGAGUUUAAGAUUGAGAAUAUAAUUGCUACAUUUAAUUGUAACGUUCCUAUUCGUUUGGAGCAUCUUUAUGAGGAGCAUAAACUAUUUUGCAAUUAUGAGCCUGAGAUUUUUGCUGGAUUAGUAUACCGUAUCGCCAUGCCGGACCGUACUGACGCUGUACUAUUGGUGUUUGUGUCUGGUAACGUGAUCGUUACUGGUUGUCGUUCUCCUGAGGAUAUUCAGUUGAUCUAUUCUCAGAUGGCUCCUAUUUUAUGUGAGUUUAAAGAGUAG
Babesia sp. Xinjiang is the source of this 816-nucleotide messenger RNA. RefSeq names its product TATA-box-binding protein. Gene Ontology annotation, biological process: DNA-templated transcription initiation. Lineage: Eukaryota; Apicomplexa; Aconoidasida; Piroplasmida; Babesiidae. Gene Ontology annotation, molecular function: DNA binding; RNA polymerase II general transcription initiation factor activity. The transcript is spliced from 4 exons. Bases 1 to 816 code for a protein of 271 amino acids. The record is from RefSeq and is a predicted model, not a curated record.